GCGUAUCUAUGCACAUUGCGCAAUCUCCUGCAGUUUUUUCAGUGGUUGGUUCAUUUCGUUCACAGUUCCGAAAUUCGCUUUCGUGUUGUGCUACACUGUUCUUUGGCUUGUGAAGUAGCGAACGAAAUAAACUAAGAAAAUGUUUGCCUGUGCCAGAUUGAUUGCCCCAGCUACAAGGAGCGCACUUAUUGCCAACUCCAAACAAUACAUGAGGCCACUGAGCAGUGUAGUAAGUCAAAGUCAAAUUCAAGUUCAGAAUGUUCAACAACACAAGCAGCCAUCCCUCCUACCUGCCAUCCGCAGUUUUCAGACCUCUCAAGUAAACAGAGACAUUGACUCUGCUGCCAAAUUCAUUGGAGCUGGAGCUGCAACAGUAGGAGUCGCAGGAUCAGGAGCUGGAAUUGGAACAGUAUUCGGUUCCCUCAUCAUUGGUUACGCCAGAAACCCCAGUCUGAAACAACAGCUUUUCUCAUAUGCUAUCUUGGGUUUCGCCUUGUCUGAGGCUAUGGGACUGUUCUGUCUUAUGAUGGCAUUCUUGUUGUUGUUUGCCUUCUAAGUUACUGCCUCUCGUUGGCACCAAUUCACCAUCAAUUCCACAGUUUGUUACAAUAACAUCUUGUAACCUCAUAUACCUAAACUUUUCAAUAGGACUUUUUAUUUGUGUAUACUCUUUAUGAAUAUGUGACCAAUUAUAAUUUUUUGAUAGAGAAUUUGGGCUUACUUUCAUGAAGAAAAGGUUGGCAUGUAUUUAUCAAGAGUUUUUUCAUGUGUUUUCUAGGAAAAUGAUGCAGUAAACACACCUAUUGUACAGUUUGACAUUUCAUUAUACAGAAACCUUAGUCCUUUUUAAAUAUUAAAUUAGGCUGUUUUUUUUAUAUGUAUGUAUUCUUCCCAGUUUACAAUCAGAGCUGUUAUCAAUUAUUUUUAAGGAAAAUAAAUUGUUUUCAUUUUAUAAAUCUUUAAUGUGAGCAAAAAAGUGGGUCUUUGAACUCAGGCUGGAUUUAGGAAUCGAUUAAAAGUACUCUUGAAA
This is a messenger RNA of Leptinotarsa decemlineata (Colorado potato beetle), 1030 nucleotides long. Its product is annotated as ATP synthase, subunit C. Gene Ontology annotation, biological process: proton transmembrane transport; proton motive force-driven ATP synthesis. Gene Ontology annotation, molecular function: proton transmembrane transporter activity. The record is from RefSeq and is a predicted model, not a curated record. NCBI's taxonomy places the organism in Eukaryota, Metazoa, Arthropoda, Insecta, Coleoptera, Chrysomelidae.